This is a messenger RNA of Aspergillus lentulus, 921 nucleotides long. The record is from RefSeq and is a predicted model, not a curated record. Lineage: Eukaryota; Fungi; Ascomycota; Eurotiomycetes; Eurotiales; Aspergillaceae.
AUGACUAUUAAGGAUGGCCUGUCGUCAUCCUUUGUGGAGACCAUAGCAGGAUUUACAGCGGGAAUAGUCUCUACGCUCUGCCUCCAUCCGCUAGAUUUAUUAAAGACAAGGCUACAGGUCGACCGAUCCUCGCCUUCUCAACUUGGUGGAUCGCUCCGUAUCAUCCGUGAAAUUUCACGCCGUGAGGGCGGCAUCACCGCAUUCUACCGAGGGUUAACACCCAACAUCAUCGGGAAUUCCACCAGCUGGGCGCUGUACUUCCUUUGCUAUGGAAAGACGAAAGAUCUGAUGCGGAGGCUCCGCGGCUCCCGAGUGCCGGAGCUCACCUCGACUGACUACUUUGUUGCAUCAGGACUGGCAGGACUUGCAACCUCAGUUUUGACGAAUCCUAUAUGGGUGAUCAAAACCCGCAUGUUAUCCACCGGUUCCAACACUCCCGGAGCCUAUGCGUCUUUCACCACCGGCGUAGCACAGAUCUAUCGCUCAGAGGGUAUCCCUGGCUUCUACCGGGGCCUUUUGCCCGCUUUAUUCGGAGUCAGUCAUGGAGCUCUUCAGUUCAUGGCGUAUGAGAAGUUGAAAGCGUAUCGUACAAGGAUGAGGUCGGCUUCGCGUACCAGUGGCGAUAGCAUAGGGGCGACACCGGCACGACAAUUGGGGAAUUUCGAUUUCUUUCUCACCUCAAGCCUUUCAAAGAUCUUCGCAGGCUGUGUCACUUAUCCAUAUCAAGUGCUGAGAUCUCGUCUGCAGACAUAUGAAGCUCACCUUGUGUAUCGUGGUGUUCGUGAUGCAGUGGCGCAGAUUUGGGCUCAAGAGGGCUUUGCUGGUUUCUACAAGGGCUUGGGCCCGAACCUCCUGCGCGUGCUACCAAGCACAUGGGUAACCUUUCUGGUGUAUGAGAAUACCAAGUCUUGCCUAGUUUAA